AGCUACUGCUGCGGGCAGUAAUGGAGUGUUACUAAAAACUCCGGAAGCCUUUUUACAUUUACCAAUUUUGCACCGAAGCACCGAAAUGACGUUUGACUGGAGUUUAUAUUAGCUCCAUGUUUUGAUACUGAUAGUUUGGUCUUUUCUGAAAUGUCAGCAGAGUACUGUGCAUAUUGUAUAAAUGUCGCGUCCUGGAUAGUGGGUGUUGUCAGUUGGAUCUCACGCCUUGGGGGGAAUAGUCAUUCGGUUAGAUCAUCAGCCUUUUGGGGCCAAUGAAUCAAACAUAUCACUGUAGAAUACUCUCAUAGCCUGUUGCGAGUCGGUAGGGACAGUGCUGUGCGGCGAUUUCUGUGGAACAUGGAUUCGUUCUGGAUUAUACGAUUAGUGGUAUUAAUCACGACUUCCCAGUGCCUCGCGCUAAUUCAGUCCCCACCACAAAUCAUUAAACAACCGCCAACAGAUGAGCUACUAUUUCAGGUAGCUCAACAACAAAAUGAAAAUGAUAAGCCUUUCAUCAUAGAGUGUGAAGCUGAAGGUGAACCAGCACCUAAGUAUCGAUGGAUCAAGAAUGGAAAACAUUUCAACUGGCAGGCUUAUGAUAAUAGAAUCUCACAGCAGCCUGGAAGGGGCACCCUGGUUAUAACAUCACCCAGAGAUGAAGAUCUAGGUCAGUAUCAGUGCUUCGCUGAGAAUGAAUGGGGCACAGCUACAUCAAACUCAGUUUUUGUGCGGAAAGCAGAGCUUAAUUCUUUUAAAGACGAGCCACCAAUUUCUGUUACUGCGCAGGAGGGAGACCCUUUUAAACUCACCUGCCAUCCUCCUGAUGGAUGGCCAAAACCAAAUGUAUAUUGGCUGAUACAGAAUAAUGAUGGUGGUAUUAAAAGCAUCAAUAACUCUCGUAUGACUCUUGACCCAGAAGGAAACCUGUGGUUUUCAAAUGUGACACGUCAGGAUGCAAGUGAUGACUUCAUGUAUGCUUGUGCUGCAACAUCAUUUUUCAGGAAUGAAUACAAAUUAGGAAAUCGUGUCAUGCUGAAUGUGGAACUGACGGGCUCUUCAGCUGCCCAGAACAGGCACCCUCCAGUGAAGCAGUAUGUGACAAGAAAGAAUGAGGUGGCUUUCAGAGGGAAGAAAGUUGAAAUGUAUUGUAUAUUUGGUGGAACGCCUCUGCCCCAAAUAGUCUGGAGUAAAGAUGGCAGAUCCAUCCAGCCGUCAGACAGAAUAACACAAGGCAAUUAUGGAAAGAGCUUAGUAAUAAAACAUGUAAAUUACAAUGAUUCAGGUGCAUACACCUGUGAGGCUAGUAAUGGUGUUGGUGGUGCCCAGUCAUAUUCCAUAAAUCUACAAGUUAUGGCUGCACCAUAUUUCACUGUUGAGCCAGAAAUUAUCAAUGCAGCGGAAGAUGAAACUGUAACUUUCCGAUGUGAAGCCGAAGGUGUUCCUGAUCCCCAGAUUAAGUGGAUCCACAAUGGGCGACCAAUCAGUGAGGCACCACCAAAUCCACGCCGUAAAGUCACCACAAAUAGCAUUACUAUUGAGAGGCUUUCAAAAAAGGACACUGGCAACUAUGGAUGCAACGCUACCAAUAGUCAUGGCUAUGUGUACAAAGAUGUGUAUGUUAAUGUGUUAGCUUUGCCACCUGAAAUAACUGAGCCACCACGUAGUGAACAGACAGUGGACGGCAGAACGGUAACGCUGUUAUGCAGGACAUUUGGAGCUCCCAAGCCACAGGUGAAAUGGAUACGUAAUGGAAAGGAGCUAACCGGUGGGAGAUACACUACUCUGGACAAUGGGGACCUGGAAAUAAGGGAUGUUAACUAUUCAGAUGGGGGUGACUACACAUGUUAUGCAGAGAACAAAUUUGGUCAUCAGGAAGCAUCAGGAAAACUUACAGUCAAAGAGCACACACGGAUUACCACAGAACCUGAAGACUACGAAGUGGCAGCAGGAAUGUCUGCUACAUUUAGAUGCAAUGCUGUUGCUGAUAAUUCACUUCAGCUGACAGUUGACUGGAUGAAGAAGGGUCAGCUGAUUGAUUUUGAAGCAGAACCACGCUUCAUCCAAUCGUCUGAUACAUCUCUUACCAUAACAAAGGCCAUCGAACUGGAUUCAGGCACUUAUACUUGUGUUGCCCGUACAGAGCUGGAUGAAGCAACAGCUUCUGCUACACUCACGGUUCAAGAUGUGCCAAAUCCUCCAGAAUUGCAGUAUGUAACAUGCAGCAAACGAGAAGCUCGUAUUAACUGGAAGCCAAUGGGUGACAAUCGUGCUCCAAUUUUACGGUAUAUUAUACAGUAUAACACUAGCUUCACUCCUGAUUCGUGGGAAGUAGCUGUGGAUUCUGUUCCUGCUACUGACAUGUCCUAUACGGUUGGUAUGAGUCCUUGGGCAAACUACACUUUCCGAGUGAUAGCUGUAAACAAGAUUGGUCAGUCACAAGCUUCACAACACUCCCUGAUGUGUUCGACACCACCUGAUGUCCCCUACAAGAAUCCAGAUAAUGUGGAAGGGAAGGGAACAGACCCAAGCAAUAUAGUCAUUAGUUGGACACCAAUGCCUGAGAUUGAACAUAAUGCACCAGGCUUUUCAUACCGUGUGUAUUGGAGACGCAAUAUUGAUGGAACACAGUGGACUUCCAGAGACAUAACAGACUGGCAGCAAUCACAGUUUGAAGUGACAGGACAGCCAACUUUCCAAGAAUACCGUAUUAAGGUUGUUGCCAUCAAUGAAAUGGGAGAAUCAAAUGUCUCCCCUCGGGAGGUCAUUGGGUACUCUGGAGAAGAUGUUCCAACCAUGGCUCCACAGAACUUCACAGUUGAAAAUGUGCAUGAUAGCACUAGUGCCUUACUUAGCUGGAUGCCUGUUCCACCAGAGUCAGUGCGUGGGCACUUCAAGGGGUAUAAGAUUCAGACAUGGACCGAGCGAGAUGGAGAAUCAGCAAUGCGAGAAAUUCAGGUGAAAGGAGAAUCGACACGAACUCUUGUUACCAAAUUUGUGCCACAUUCGAAAAACUAUGCUCGUGUGUUGGUUUACAAUGGCAGGUACAAUGGACCACCAAGUGACACACUUACAUUUCAGACACCCGAAGGAGUUCCAGGGACAGUACAGUAUUUUGAGGCAGUUCCAAUGGGUUCCUCAGCAUUUUAUCUCAUUUGGAAGAAACCUGAACAACCAAAUGGCAUUCUUACAGGCUAUCGAAUUUAUUAUCAGACUGUAGUUGGUACAAAAGUUGGUCCUCUGAUGGAGCGUGAACCUCCAGUCAGAGAUCCAAAGCAGACACGGGCAAAGCUAGCAGGUUUGGAACCAAAUACUAAGUAUCGGCUGCAUAUACGUGCAACAACUGCAGCAGGUGAGGGUGAAGAUUACUUUCUGGAACAGCGUACCAGAGGUCCAGCAGACAUCACACCAGGUGUGCCUCGCUUUACAUGGACUCGAUUACCUUCAGAUAAUGGUUAUGCUUCUGUCCGUGUGAAUUGGGUGCCUGAUAUAGCUGACGGACGACCUGGAUCUCAUUUCUUUGUUAAAUAUAGGCAAAAGGGUGAGACAAUGUUCCAGGAAACCAGCAGAGAGAUGAAUGAAGAUUAUUUAAUUGUAAGAGGCCUAAUACCAGGAGAAAUAUAUGAGUUUGUUGUGGUUUCUGUCGAUGGAGAGCGUCAGACAGAGAGUGAACCAGAAGAGGUGGAGACAUACACUGUUGAAGGUCCAAUCAUCCAGCCUAAGGAAAAUGUGGCUACAGCAGGAUGGUUCAUUGGAAUGAUGCUGGCAAUUGCUUUCCUAUUGCUAGUAUUGGUCAUUGUAUGUAUAAUAAAGCGGAAUCGUGGCGGAAAGUAUGCUGUUCAUGAGAGGGAAGCAGCACAUGGGCGCAGUGAUUAUCCGGAUGAACCAGGCUUCCAUGAGUAUUCACAGCCGCUUGAUAACAAGUCACAUGGUCGUGGAUCAACUGCCAGUGAUCAGAAAGCUGCACCAGAAAGUGAUACGGAUUCAAUGGCGGAGUAUGGUGAUGGUGAUACAGGUAAAUUCACAGAGGAUGGUUCAUUCAUUGGACAGUAUGGACCAGGAAAACGAAGACCAGAAGAUCAACCAACACCAGCGGGUGUGGGAGCAGCUGCCACAUAUGUUUAGCCCUGUUGUGGGCUAAUUCUUCAAGAUCUACUUUGCUGUUCAAUGGGACGUACAGAAUAAACGAAAAUGCAUUUUUCAGUGUGACCGCUUGUGCAGCGUGUGACUGAGAGGUACCACUCGAUGACUAAAUGGAGUGUGGGCAACUUUGAAGCUCCCUCCUGCUGUUGCAUUUGCCACGGUUUUUUGUGCUUCGAGAGUGGUAGUAUAGGUGUUAUUUCAAAAUAUUAAAUAUUAUGAACUGUGUUUUCUAUACAAGAAAUGUCCCUUCUGUUUGCACUUCCUUCUUACUCUUGAAGUACUGCAACAGCUGUUUACUUUCUUGUUAAUGUACAGUCCAGAUUAUCAGUAUGUUAGAAAAUUGUUGUGAAUGGGCUACGAAGACUGCUAUAGUGCGCUGACAUUUUCUUCAUUAUGUGAGAAAAACACAGAAUCUUGACUUCAUAUCUGCAUUUAAAAAUGUGGUCGCUUCCUGCAGCUGCCACAUAAAACUGUAUCAGAGAAAUAUGUUUUUACAUAUUUAUUUGUCAUCCUAGCCAGCUACCUAAUUGUUACUGAGUUGGACACGGUUUUCUAUGCAAUUCUGAAUCUGGUGGCUGGUCAGUGUCAUGGGACGAAUGUGAACUGAAGUGUGAAGUAAGAUGGCAGGUUGAAGAAAGUGGUGGUGCUCUUGUAGCCCACCAGUUUGUCUCGUGAUACAGUUGUUACAUAUUUAGUGUGUGCAUGUUGAUGUCUACUAGCUGGUGCUGUAUGUACCACGCUAUAAAUUAAAGUGCAUUAAUAUUCCUGGCUGUGUCAGAUGUUGCACCACUGUUAGGUAUGUUGCAUUGUGAACUGUUGGUUUACUGAUAGGUCAAAAAGUGGAAGGGUUACUUAUAAAAUGUGAUUCCAUGACCAUGUCCAUGGGCAGUGAUACGGAGUGUUAAGCCCUAAUUAUGCUUUUUUUUCUUUGUAAAAAAGAGAGCUAUAAUUGUAUGUUUCCUAAAAGACCAUUAUACAUCGGCAUAAUGUGAAGGCUUAUAAAUGUAAUUUGAUGAUGUCUUGUUCUGACAUGGUGUGCCUGAUGUUGAAGCUUAGGUUAAAAAAUACAUUAAAAAAUGAGGUUAUUUCAAGCACGAGACAGGUUGGUGGCCUACUUGAUGUUAAUUGAAUAAUAUAAAUGUUGUUAUUCGCUGAGAUGUUUUUGCUUCUGUAAAGGUUGUUUAUUUUUGCACUAUUAUUACUUGCGUAAGCACAGUUGCACGAUAGAUAAGGUGGCAGCUUUGUCGGUUGUGUGAGUAGUUCGCAUGCUUGCAAAAUAACUCUGUUGCUUAUUGGAAUUUCACACUUUAUAUCUUUGUUAUAUUUGUAGUAUACUCAAUUAUUGCUGACCAUCUUCAGCAGCAACAACACUUAUGCUGUUGUACUGCAGUAUAUAAGCUCAGUGCUGAAAUUACUGAUCUCUUGCCUUUGAGUUUCCAAUUUUUAAUCUCCAACACCAUUGUUUGUGUACAGUGGGUUUGAUUGUACAGACACCUGAAAGAAAUUUCAAUGUGCAGAAUAUGAAUCUCAUAAACCAUCUUUGAUAUAAUUGCACCACAUUGUCUUGUAACAGAAAGUUGAUUUAAGAACUAUUGUAGUGGGGAAGUUUAUAUUAAUUUCCCAUAUAAGAAGAGACCUUUAUUAUUUUUCUCUUGUAUUUUUGUAUGCUUGCAGAUGAUUUUGAAUAUGCAGCAUUAUUUUUUUAAAGUGUACUGAAAUUGCAGCCAUAUGUUGGUAUUGUAGCAGCUGCAAUAGUUUCUUUGACACUCCGAAAGUAUUGCACAAUUCUUGUUACGUGGUAACAGUGAAAAUUAAGUAAUAUUUUUGUAUUUGCAGAGCAUCCAUGUCCAUUGCAAUCCUUUAGCUGUGUGACAUAAAUAUAAUUACUGAUUUAACUGCUAAUGCUUUCUUCAACUCAGCAUUUAGCAUCUAAUGAUUGAAAAUGCUUCUGGCUGUCAUUACUGUGGUUCAAACAGUUUCAAAUAUCUAACUUGGUGUGUUUUAUUUGAUUAAAAUUUAACAUUAUAAGUUAGUCAGUUGUAAAUAUUUAUGUCAUUACAGCACCAGUAUAAACCUACAUUAUAUGUAGACAAUGGGAUUGCGUUUCAGAAUACUUAAUUAUGUAAGGUAAUGGAUCUGUUGUGGGGUGGUAUCUCCUGAUGACACUGACAGGAGACCUUGUGAACUAACUAAUGAUCUGUUCUGUUCUAAGUAUUAUUAAUAAUUUCUAUAAGUUAUUUUAAUUUUUUAUGAUAGUUGCCAGGCAACUGUAAAGUCAUCAUUCCCAGCUUAACACCCACUCUGAGUGAAAUUAUUUUAUAUGUGUAUUUUUAUUUUAUUUUUGUCUACAGCCACAAAUAUUAAAUACAAAAUGAGGAAAAAAAAAA
Molecule: messenger RNA, 6527 nt
Organism: Schistocerca serialis cubense
Lineage: Eukaryota; Metazoa; Arthropoda; Insecta; Orthoptera; Acrididae
Product: neuroglian
Exons: 23
Coding region: 358-4122 (1254 amino acids)
Biological process (GO): cell-cell adhesion
Molecular function (GO): protein binding
Source: RefSeq, a predicted model, not a curated record